Seminavis robusta is the source of this 121-nucleotide messenger RNA. Lineage: Eukaryota; Bacillariophyta; Bacillariophyceae; Naviculales; Naviculaceae. The record is from the annotation of a GenBank genome assembly.
AUGGUUUCGAGUUCGAGUAACAACAAGAGCAACAACAACAAGAGCAACAGCAUGGGCAUGAAGACUCUAAAGGCUGUUACACAAGAAGCGAUUUCACCGCGAGAAGAAGAACAUGAAGUUG